AUGAAACCGUCAUUGAAAACUCCCGAGCUUUUUGUUCUCGCCAAGUGUGGUCUAUCGUUGCGUUGUUAUUCUAAAAACGGGACAGACGGAAGAACUCCGACUGCAGAGAUGAUAAUGGAUGUCGAAAGCAUUCUUGAUGAACGCGUCGACCAGUACGAUUUGGAGAGAUUCCGUGAGGCUUACGAAACACAGUGUCGACGAGGGCCUCCCAGUGCUUUAGCUACUUUCAACUACGGAACUGCGCUCAUACGCUCGACUAAGCAAGACGUCGCGGAGGGAAUUAACCUUUUAGAAAAGCUCCUGAGAGAGGAACCUGACGAUGUGAACAAAAGGGAUUAUGUCUACUUUCUCGCUUUGGCAAAUGCUCGCAUGAGGAAUUAUGACCGAGCUCUGGCAUACAUCGACAUCCUGCUAGCUGCAGAGACGCACAACAGACAGGCUUCGCAACUUCGUGAUAUUAUCGAAAAGAGAAUGAAAAAGGAUGGACUGCUUGGCCUUGCUGUAAUUGGUGGCGGUGCUUUGCUCGUUACGGGCAUCGUUGCUGCGUUGUUCUCAGCAAGAAGAUAAACUUGCGAUCAUCGUAUAAGAGCGGGAUUUCCUACUUCUAUUCCAAGUAUUCUCGAUGUAUAUAUUUAUGCAUGCGUUGUUUGUGGUCUUUAGCAUUGCUUCUGUGUCACCUUAGCUGCCCACAGAGUUGUAAAUCUUCGGCUUUACCCUCGGUUCCGGUUUCUGGUUGCAUGUUUUCCGUAUACAGCGUUUUCAGGUGAACUUAAUCGUUUUUAAAUAUGUGUCGUGAUAGUAUUAUUCGAAAUGAGUAGUCAUGUAAAUUAUAAAUCAGUAGAUUUUUGAGUUGUGGAGAAUAAAGUAUUAUUCGGGUA
Molecule: messenger RNA, 878 nt
Organism: Cylicocyclus nassatus
Lineage: Eukaryota; Metazoa; Nematoda; Chromadorea; Rhabditida; Strongylidae
Source: the annotation of a GenBank genome assembly